UCUGCUUGAGUUCCUGCUUCUACCUGUUGCCUAGUCAUCUGGUUAUACCAGAGCCUGUUCUGUAAUAGACAUUCUCUGGUUAUACUGUUACAGUACAGUAGAGCUAAUGGAUGGAUGACCGCUGGGCAGUAGGCUACCGUUACAGCUAGCGUACUAUUUCGUUGAGUAGCAGUGAUUAGUUGGCUAGUAGUUGACGACAGGACAUGUCGGAUGAAUGGCAUUAAAAAGCAACAACGUUAGCUCGUCAACGAGUUAGCUUGGGUUUAAAGAUGCUUCAAGCACCAUAUGGGAGCCUGGACCGGGACAAGCCGCUCAUACGGCUGCCUUUUACGCACUUUGCCGUGGGUACGGUCUUGAUGGCGCUCACCGGCUUGAUAGCCAGUAUUGUCAUAUCUUUGAUGUAUCAUUUCGAGGAGUCUACCUACACUCACUGUCAAGUGCCGAACUACCUCCCCUCAAUCAGUGCAUCCAUCAGUUUGGUGCCUGAGAGGUAUAUUUGGCGGUUCUGCAUCGGUUUGCACUCGGCGCCACGGUUCCUGGUGGCGGUCGCCUACUUUACCUUCUACCGUGGGCGUUUUGCUAAGAGACAGCUGGAUCUGCUGUUCAGCGGACUGGCUCUGCUUGCUUCAUUGGCAGAGAAUGUAGGCCUUCUGAUGUUGACAUAUGUCUCCUCAACAGAAACUUACAGUGUGCAUAAGUAUGGCUUCAUCGUGUUCAUCGCCAGCUCUUUCCUACACAUGCUCAUUACCUGCAGGCUUUGGCAGGUGGUUAAAAAGUACUCUCUGAACCCUGAGGAGAUGACGUCAUAUCGUUGGAAGCUCCGGUUGUUUGUAUUCAACGUGAUCUGCCUUCUUGCCACCUUCUAUUUCUUCAGGCGACACAACAAGUAUUGCGAACCAGGAAUUUAUACUUUCUUUGCGCUCUGUGAAUACCUGGUGGUCCUCUCCAACAUGGCCUUUCAUAUGACGGCAUUCUGGGACUUUGGGAACAAGGAAGUGAUGGUGGCCACACCCCCUGAAGACAAGCGUUUUUGAGGAGGAUGAGGGAGACUUCAUCAUUUACAACACUCCCAAUCCUGGGGACUGAUCUGCUGUGGCCAACUGUGAAAGUGUGUGUGUGUGUGUUUGUUUGUAUGAAAGCAAAUGCCAUGAUUAUUUUAAUGCCUGUUUUAUGGCAGCAACAUUCAUGGGUUUUCAGUUGUGAAAUGGGAACCUGUGAUGGCUAUUUAAAGCCUGCAGUGUGGCUGUGUGGUGACUGCUCAUCGUCACUGGUGAUUACCUAACAGUCUUUGCUGGCAGUUGUUUGUCCACAGUUCCCACACACACUCACACGUUCACCUGCUAAGGCCUAGGAAGAUGACAUGGACAUCUUGUUUUUCUCAGGAAAUGAAAACCCCUUUAAUGGACGGUUCUAGCAUGUGUUCAUCAGGUGUGACAGGUGCAUAUUUGUGAUGAUGUAUUUUAAAGUGUGGAUGGUGAGUGGUAGCAGUGACAGCAACACAUCUGGUCCCCACCAACCUGGUCCUCACCACCUGGUCCGAACCUUCUGGUCCGAACCACCUGAUAUCUUGAAUGGGGCCCCAAACUUUAAGGAUCCAGGUGUCAGGUGAUUUUAGUUAAAAAAAAACAGUAUGGAUACUGGACCAGAAUAUUCAGAAGCUGCGUUUUUUUUUUUUUUUGUGAAAUUAUGAUUUCUAACAAGAAAGAAUCGUCGGUAGCCGCUGAAAGAACUAAGAUGAUUACUCAAAGAAUUCAUUACAGAUGUUUUAGUAGUACAGGCCUGGAAUCGAAUCAAUCAUUCCAUCCUGUUUGUGAUACCAAAUAGUUGUGACGCUGUCCAACAAAAAAUAACCUAUAACCUUGGCACGCCAGGUGCUAAAACAGAACAAAAGAAUCCUAGUAUCCCUCCGUCUGACGUAUAGUAUGAACAGCUGUCCAGUUUCAUAGCAAUUACUCAACAGUUAUUACAGUGAAGACAAUUACUGCUCCAGUCAGUGUAGCACUGUCUAAAUAUGUGUCAUAGCUUUUAUACAUUUAAUUAAAAUUUAAAAAGCA
Molecule: messenger RNA, 2054 nt
Organism: Hypomesus transpacificus
Lineage: Eukaryota; Metazoa; Chordata; Actinopteri; Osmeriformes; Osmeridae
Gene: pgap2
Product: post-GPI attachment to proteins 2
Exons: 6
Coding region: 270-1034 (254 amino acids)
Biological process (GO): GPI anchor biosynthetic process
Cellular component (GO): endoplasmic reticulum membrane; Golgi membrane
Source: RefSeq, a predicted model, not a curated record